AUGAGUUUGCACGGUCACGAGUUGGUAUGGGCAGACGAAGCCGAGAUCGUUUUUCUCGUCAUCUACACCACGGAAAUUCUUCUCCGGUGCAUUGCCGAGCAGUGGGGCUGUUUGUUCGAUUGGUGGUUUCUCUUUGAUUUUACACUGGUGCUCAGCGCCUGCGUGGAGCAAGUCGCCUAUGUCUUUACAGGAUCGUCGGCGGAGCAGAUCAUGAUUCUGCGGCUCUUGCGGUUAAUCCGCUUGGUCCGGAGCUUCCGCAUGAUCAAGCAGAUUAAGUCGAUCUGGCGGCUUGUGUACGGGCUGCUCACUUGUGGCCAGACAAUGUUCUCCACCUUUGCUUUGCUCUCCUUGGUCAUCUAUGUCUUCGGAGUGCUAGGUGUUGAGGUCAUCUCGAACAACACGGAACUCCAGAACAACUCGGCCACUGCCCAGAUCAUCACAAAUCAUUUUGCCUCCCUGGGCAUGACCAUGAUGACGCUGUUACAGUUCGUCACCAUGGAUUCGAUUGCUCCAGUCUACACGCCCCUGGCCCUUGAGCAGCCACUGCUGCUGCUCUAUUUUCUUCCUCUCGGGGCCAUCGUGUCCAUCUCGCUUAUGAACUUGAUCACGGCUGUGCUUGUGCCCGGCUCAAUACUCGGGACGGACAUGUGCACGCUGAUCUUGCUAGGGGCGGUUAAGUCAGUAGUAACAAGACACAGAGCCACAAAGGUGGAAGGCGCUCUGGAACAUGCACGACAAGACCGUGAGGAGGAGCUCGUGAUGUUAUCGCUUUUCGCUUUUGGUGGGCAGGAGAUGGUCAAGUUUGACAAGCCGGGAAGUGAAGGAGGCAUCAAUCGUCGGAUCCUGGACCGUGCGUCCGUGGACAGCAUGGAGGAGCUUUUCAAGAUUUUGGAUGUGGCCAGAUGCAACGAGCGGGAUGUCGGGUUUGCUUUUGCAGCUAUGCAUCCUUAUUCAACUGAUGUCACCUUGGGCUUCAAGUUCCAAGCCCUGAUGCUCCGGCUUCUCCGCGAUGCUGUCGGCGAAUUGCAGGGAGUGCCGGAGGAGACCACCGGCACUACGGUGAUCCGCCUGGAUGGUGCUGGGAAGAACGCGGGCAACGAGGAUGACCUCCAAGGAGUCGCUGACGCGCAGCCGGUGGUACUCGUGAUGCAGACCUGCAGCCACGAUGCGCCUUACGGGGAGCAUUUCCGAGUGCAGGAAACCCUCCGAUUCGUGCGCGCAGAUCGCGGCGUUGAGCUGCAAAGGUGGGUGGAGGUGAUCUGGGUCAAGGCCUGGGCUCUUUUGGAGGGGCUGUAUGACUCUAUAGGGUUUUAA
Symbiodinium sp. CCMP2456 is the source of this 1314-nucleotide messenger RNA. Lineage: Eukaryota; Dinophyceae; Suessiales; Symbiodiniaceae. The record is from the annotation of a GenBank genome assembly.